Molecule: messenger RNA, 933 nt
Organism: Microthlaspi erraticum
Lineage: Eukaryota; Viridiplantae; Streptophyta; Magnoliopsida; Brassicales; Brassicaceae
Source: the annotation of a GenBank genome assembly
AUGAGCCAUCUUCAAGGCAAAUUUCCGCCGUCCCGCUGCUCCUUACCAUAUGGAAAUUGUAGCCAUGGGAAUUCGGAAACUGAACCUUUCAUAGCCGCGCAUAACACAAUCCUCGCACACGCAAAGGCAGUUGACAUGUAUCGAACUAAAUAUCAGGAAGAACAAAGGGGAAUCAUCGGCAUUGUGGUGCAAACAGCAUGGUUUGAACCCAUUAGUGAUUCCAUUGCGGAUAGAGAAGCUGCAAAGAGAGCUCAAUCUUUUUAUUCGAAUUGGAUUCUAGAUCCGAUUAUAUACGGAAAGUAUCCAAAAGAAAUGGUGAAUAUACUAGGACCGGCUUUGCCGCGAUUUUCAAGAAAGGAAGUGGAGAACUUAAAGAAGUCAAGCUUAGAUUUUAUUGGCAUUAAUCACUAUACAAGUCACUUCAUUCAAGAUUGUUUGUUCUCAACUUGUAAUGCUGAAGAUGAUGGAGCUUCUAAAGCACAAGGAUUUGCACUCAAGUUAGAUCAAAAAGACGGUGUUUCCAUCGGAGAACUUACCGAUGUAUAUUGGCAGCGUAUUCAUCCUGAAGGUUUCCGAAAGAUAUUGAAUUACCUUAAAAAUAGAUACCGCAACAUACCAAUGUUCAUAACCGAAAACGGUUUUGGAGACCUCCAAAAACCGGAGACAACAGUGAAAGAACUUUUAAAUGAUACAAAAAGGAUACAAUACAUGAGUGGUUACUUGGAUGCUUUAGAGUCAGCAAUGAGGGAUGGAGCAAAUGUGAAGGGAUAUUUCGCAUGGUCGCUAUUAGAUAAUUUCGAGUGGUUAUACGGAUACAAGCUUCGAUUCGGACUAUUCCACGUGGAUUAUGCAACUCUGAAAAGGAUACCAAAGCAGUCAGCUUCAUGGUACAAGAAAUUUAUUGGAGAGCACAUUAAAAGAAGAUAUAAUUAG